Molecule: messenger RNA, 741 nt
Organism: Iphiclides podalirius (scarce swallowtail)
Lineage: Eukaryota; Metazoa; Arthropoda; Insecta; Lepidoptera; Papilionidae
Source: the annotation of a GenBank genome assembly
AUGCUACAAGCAAAAUAUCAAAAAUUAAAGAAAAAGAAAAAAGCUCUUCAAGCUUUAAAGGCUCCCAAACAAGAACCUGAAAAGCCCAUAUUACCUAAACGACCGACUGAGGCACGUGAUGCUCGAGAAAUAGCCCGAAAACUCAUUAAAAGUGGUGCUAUUCAAGCCAUAAAAAGUCCUCCGCGUCAGCCGCAAAAUGCUACCUUUAAACGUCCUCGUGCAGGGCGAGAACGAAAGUUGAGUGGUUCAGCUGGCACAACUGGAGGCAUUGCGUCAUAUCAACCGUUUAGCGCCUCCCAAGAGCCUCCCCCUCCUGAAGAAAAGCCUUCACCUCGUGUUAAAUACCUAUAUGAUUCAUUUGUCACAGCAAGAGAGAAAGAAGAUAAAGGAACACGCAAUCAAAGUGGGGGUGAUACACCUAAUCCCAAUGCAGUGAAGACCUGUAUGUUGCAAGUGACGGGUGGGAAUAUUACUGAAGAAGUGAUAAGGCGCCGUUUAACUUCAUUUGAACCUUUCACAUUUACAUUGGAAGAUGAAGAGAAGGCGUUAUUAACAUUCGAAACAUCUGAAAUGGCUUCUCACGCAUUAUCAGCAUUAGAAGACUCCGAAGAAAAUUGGCGCGUGACUUUAACUCGACGACCACCGCCUGGCUCGUGGACUCCAGCCGCAACUACACCGCGCAAUGCUCCACCACCUAAAGACUUGAAACGCUCGAUUGUUACUUACGAUGACAUGUUCGAA